This is a messenger RNA of Pygocentrus nattereri (red-bellied piranha), 2203 nucleotides long. RefSeq lists its product as uncharacterized. Gene Ontology annotation, cellular component: nucleus. Gene Ontology annotation, molecular function: DNA-binding transcription factor activity, RNA polymerase II-specific; RNA polymerase II cis-regulatory region sequence-specific DNA binding. The record is from RefSeq and is a predicted model, not a curated record. The coding region runs from base 186 to 1691 and encodes 501 amino acids. The transcript has 4 exons. Gene Ontology annotation, biological process: regulation of transcription by RNA polymerase II; central nervous system development. Lineage: Eukaryota; Metazoa; Chordata; Actinopteri; Characiformes; Serrasalmidae.
UAACGCUACGACCGGAAGAGAGAAUAGGCGAAUAUUUGAAGAGCUGGCGAUGCGGACAGCUGCUGUGUUUACUGCGCUAACUAACCAUUUACAUUUAUUUUAUAGCAACGGCCUUUAUGAAGAAAACAUAUCGAGGCCUAGGCGGCUGUGAUAACUAAUUCGUGCUCAAACAAUACAAAGAUAAAAUGGCUCAACACGCUUUCCAAGAGCAGCUGGUGUCCAUCAUGGAGAUACUGGCCAAGGCUGCCGUUGCUGAAAUUAACAGACGUGUGGACGACAGCUGUGCAGUAAUUCGCCUUGAGCUGUCCAGAAGUCAGAGAGAUAUUGAUUCGCUGAAGAGGAAAUGUCAAAUGAUGGAGAAUGAAUUGAGGAAGGCACGGGUACGAGGGAGAAGGAAAGUGUUUUUCUGCAAGACCUCUGAGAAGCUGCCUGUGCCUUUUCCAAGUGUAUGGGUCAGAGAUGCUGGCACAGAUGUGUGCAGAGCUGAACAGACUGUUAGUCCACAAAAGGCAGAUCCGGAGCAGUCUGCACAACACGUCCACCAAGCAAUCCAGAUUCUGGAGGACACACCUAAGGUAGCAGUCAUCAAAGAAGAGGGAAUUGAAAAUGAAACAUGGAGUAGUGGAGAGCCUGCAGGGCAAUUUCUUUUUGAGCAUCGAGACUUGUCUCGCACCCUGGCUCAAGCAACACCUGAAGAACAGAACCAGCUUCAUGAAGGCAUGGAGAAACCAAGCACACACUUUACUUGUGUAUCGUCUUCAUCAGAGCCAGUUAAGAGCGAUGAUGAGGGUCUGAGUAAACUGAGCCUGCAGGUAAAAGCUGAGAAGGAGCAAGAGGAGGAGAAGGGAGGACAAGACGUAGUAAUGGAGGGUUCUGAGCAAAGGAUAGAAGAGACUGGAGAUUGCCUAGAGUUUACUCAGAGGGAUGCCCAGCUGUGGUCGUCUGCUCAUGAGCAGGGGCAUGAUGGUGAGGCAGAGUGGACAGACAAGGCCUUCACCUCUCCUCAGCUUUCUCGUGACCUUGCAGCCUUUUCCCAGCCUGUGGACACAGAACAGUCUGGAGAUGGUAUCCAGAUGGAGCUGUAUGGUGCUGGACAGGUCAAGGUGCAAAAACAACUUCAGGCAUCCUGGUGUAGAGAAAGACAAUGUAGUUCUUCUGUUAAACAGUUAAACACACAACUAACCACACAGCAGCACAAUAGGACUCCGUCAAGAACAGGAGACAUUGUUCUUGGAGCCAACAUGGGUGGCCAAACAGGAUCCAACUUGGCCGCUCAGGCGCUUUUGGGCUACAGUCGUGGUGGACUUGGCGCCGCUAAGCGUUUGCGGACUCAUUGGCGCACAAAUGUAGCCGGAGAGCGGCGGUUUAGCUGCACAUUCUGCGAAAGGCGUUUUGUACGUUUUGGCCAGCUGAAGGAACACUUGCGCAGCCACACAGGUGAGAGACCCUACACCUGUGCUCAGUGUGGCCGCAGCUUCACCAAGCAAGGGAAUCUAAUCCGGCAUGCUGUGGUGCAUAGCGGGGAGAAACCGUACCAAUGUAGCCUUUGUGGGAAGUGCUUCACUCAACGCUCUAGUCUGAAAUCCCAUCAGAAAACUCACAUGCCAGAGAGAGAAGACGUUCUGCAGGGAUUGCCUGUGUGCCAGUCAGGCAACAGCCUGUCUGUAACACAGAGCAGGGGUUUUGUAUAAAAGCAACCUUAAAAUGAUGUUUAUGUUGUGUGGCAUAGAGUACUGUGCAAAAGUCAGAGACUGGUUUUCAUUUAUUUAAUUUCCAGUCAAAACAGCCAUGCAGUGUCAAUUUAGUGUGUUAACUCUUUGUCUUUAUUACAGCUUCCAUUUUUUUGGGAGACUUGCUUUAUUUUAUAUCUGAUCACCUGAAAAAUGUAAAACUUGUACUUAACGGAUAUUUUGACAGGAAAUUAAGUAAAAAAAAUUGGUCUUUGACUUUUGCACAGUACUGUAGAUGUUUGGACAGUUGUCAUGACAUUUAGAAUCUGUAGUUUAGGAAUGUGAAGAUCCAAAUUUUGUGUUGUUUUUCUGUGUCUUGUAACUGGGUACUGUCAGUGUGCUUAAUUUAACAGUUUUGUGCUUAGUGUGUAAAAUACGUAUUAUUGAUAUAAUUCUAACCUUUUUAUUUUACACUAGUUGUCCCUCAGUUCUUCUGUUAGAUUAAUACAAAUAAAAUCUUUACCCUCAAAGUA